Messenger RNA from Colletotrichum lupini, 828 nucleotides. Its product is annotated as metalloprotease. Bases 1 to 828 code for a protein of 275 amino acids. Gene Ontology annotation, molecular function: metallopeptidase activity. The transcript has 3 exons. The record is from RefSeq and is a predicted model, not a curated record. Lineage: Eukaryota; Fungi; Ascomycota; Sordariomycetes; Glomerellales; Glomerellaceae.
AUGCGGCUGAAAGCUUCGCUUCUAUCAUGCCUCGUGACCGCCUUGGGCGUCACAAGCCAGCGUACCUGCGGCACCCCGGCCCCCCUCCAGGAACAUGAAGAAGUGUCCCGCGUUUUUCGGCUAACGGAAAAUGCGAACGGCUUGGCGAAACCGGUUCCAAUCAAUAUCAACAUCUACUGGCACGUCGUUGCGGCAAACGAAACCGUCGACGGCGGGUUUCAUUCUCAAAGCACCUUGGACAGACAAUUGGCCGUCAUGAAUGGAGCCUUUGCGCCCCAUGAUGUGCAGCUCACUCAGGUCGGUACCGACUGGACGAUCAACGCAUCGUGGGCUGCCGAGUCACCAGUGUCCAUCACCAUGAAGAAAGCGCUUAGAAAGGGCACUUACGCGGACUUGAACAUCUACUUUAUACCCGAUACGCCGCUCCUUGGUUUCGCUUCCUGGCCAGACGCCGUGGUAGUCGGCUCAGACGAGUUCUACAUGGAUGGUGUCGUCAUUCGAGCUGCAUCUGUUCCUGGAGGCUCCCUCAGUCCGUAUAACGGCGGCCACACGGCGACCCACGAAACCGGCCAUUGGCUUGGACUAUACCACACGUUUCAGGGCGAUGAAUGCGGUGGAGAUGGUGACUUCGUCGACGACACACCAUUUGAGGCGGAAGAGGCCUUUGGGUGUCCUAUCGGCCGCGAUACGUGCCCCGAUCUUCCCGGGGCUGAUCCUGUUACCAACUACAUGGAUUACUCCGAUGACGCCUGCUUUACACACUUUACCUCCGGCCAAGGGGUUCGGAUGCAUUCAUUCUGGGAUAAAUACCGUGCCCAGUAUCAGUAA